GAGUCAUUCUUGGGUUCACCCCUAUUCACCAAAACAAUUAACAAUCAUGCAAUUUUUACUUCUACGAGAUUUGUUUCGAAAAUGUAGUAUCACCAAGAAACAUGAAGAAGAAGAAGAAGUAUUACAUAUGCGCUGAAAGGUAAACAACAAUUUACAGGAGAGAAAGAACCAGGUUUAACUAUGUUUAAGAUUCUAGUUAAUAAAAGCAGAACAUCAAGCGACAGAGUGACAGACAGGGAUACAUUCUAGAUUGCUUGUCGUACUUUUUUAGGCGGUGUUUUUUUUUCUUUCUAAAAUAGGUACGUGCUCCGAUAUUAUUGGAAUAAAUGUGGCAUAUGCUUACAAUAACAAGAUAAUUGUAACAAAGUCUAGCAAAAAUUCAGUCGACAGGUGACGUGUGUGUAACCUAAAAUUAAAUAAAGUGAAAAUAUAGAAGAGAGAUAUACAAAAGACAUACCAAAAUUGUACAGAGAAAACGUGUUGAAGUUGGACUCUGAGCUGCUUCUUCCCCCCUUUAAUUUCCCACUACAAAACAAUCUUAAGAAAAAACAAGAGAAUCCGUAUAAAUAAUCGGACACUCUUCAACAGUUUAAUCUCCAACCUCCAACCAAAUUCAAAUUUUUGAACUUUCCCACUUUGGAGUCUUUUUUUGUUCACACCCACCACUCAUAAAUCUUUGGAUAUGGCGUCGAGUCAGUGGACAAGGUCGGAGGAUAAGAUGUUCGAGCAUGCUUUGGUGCUUUUCCCUGAAGGUUCUCCUAACCGGUGGGAGAUUAUAGCCGAUCAGCUACAGAAAUCUGCUGGUGAAGUUAGGGAGCAUUACGAGGCCUUGGUGCAUGAUGUUAUUGAGAUCGAUUCUGGCAGAGUCCAUGUCCCGCGUUAUAUGGAUGACUCGGCCGGUCAGAUCUCGUUUGAGUCUAUACACGGAGAGAACGAGCGGAAAAGAGGAACUCCUUGGUCGGAAAGCGAACACAAAUUGUUUCUGGUAGGAUUAAAGAGAUAUGGUAAAGGAGACUGGAGGAGCAUAUCGAGGAACGUGGUGGUAACGAGGACACCCACGCAAGUAGCUAGUCAUGCUCAGAAAUAUUUCCUUAGACAGAACUCGGUGAAGAAAGAGAGGAAAAGGUCGAGCAUCCACGACAUAACUACGGUCGAUACUAGCUUAGCCAUGCAUGGUUCCAACAUGAACUGGAAUGGGCAGCAGGGGAGUCCUGUUCAGCCUCAGCAGCAGCAACAGAUCAUGUCUGAGUUUGGUCAGCAAUUAACUCCGGGUGGCCAUUUAGAGGAUUUCAGUUUUCAGAUGUGAUGAAAGAAGGAAAUGAAAUUGCCGAUGUUUUAGUUUGUUAUUAGCGUUUUACACAUUUUGUUGUGAAUAGGAAAACAAUAACAUUAGGUAUUUGCUGAUGAAGAUGGUGAUGAAAGACUAAAAUAGCGAGGAAAUAUUUUUGCAACACACAAAUACGUUUGGUACCAUACCAUUUUAGGCAGUCGUUUAUAUCUUCGUCUAAAACUUGAUUUCUUCAGAACACAACACACAUCAGGAGUCUCAAACCAAGAGAGGACAAAAAAUUAAAGACUUUUUUAUUUUUUAACUAUUGGUUGCUUUAUGACCAGAUGGUAGUGUGCUAGUGACGAACUCAAGGCUUCUUUUACUCAGGUUUCUGCGUAAGAUAGUGAAAGCAAACAAUCAACGAACGGAUUCGUUUAGUUUGGUAUGUUGUGCUAAAUGUUCAUUUGUUCUGAAAGCAAAGCCAGACUCGGGUACCACAAAUGCAUCUAGAAGAUGAACACUACAAUACAUUUUCGUAAAACAUCAAUGCAAAGGAUCACUUCGGUAUGGUUUGAGACAGACUGCUCGGACUUAGUGAAUAUGACUACAAACCCGAUGGACUGGCCAACUUUUGCGAUAGAGAUCGAAGUAUUUCAGAGGUUACAGGAAGACUUCGAGGAUGUGAGACUGUCUCAUAUUCCUCGAAGUCGAAAUGGCCGGGCAGACGGAUUAGCAAAAAAUACAAAGACCAGAGGUUAUAUUUUCUCCCAUAUAGAUCAGACCCGGACAGAUGGAAAUGCUCCUCGGAGGAUUGGCUCGUCUGUUCUCCACUUGAUCUAACUUAGAUGGAUAGAUGACAAAAAAAAAAAAAAAACAAAGUCUAAGUUGAUGGUAUGAUGCAAGAUUACCUUCCCAGCACCUUCUAGCUCUGUUGCUCGAGUUUCUUCUUUCUUCAUCUCUAGGAUCUCCUUCUCCAUUUUCUACAACCAAAAAGAGUUUGGACCCUUAGAAGUUGGUUCUUGUGAAGUUGAAGAUCAGCUUCAUAAACUAGACAGCGUGCCAUUUUGGCACAUUGAAACAAUCUUUUUUUCACCCGUCAUAGAAAUUUUUUUUCUGAGGCUAAGUAAUGAACAUGGGAAACACCCAUGUAUAGACUCAAAAACCAAAAAAAAAAGCACUAGAAGCUAGAGAUUACAUAAGAUAGUAUGAUCCAUUUUCUUCAAUAAAGUCUAUGCUGGAUCACACAGACAUCAUUUAUUUCCAAUCUUUUUCUAACACACGCCUU
This is a messenger RNA of Brassica rapa (field mustard), 2555 nucleotides long. RefSeq names its product transcription factor DIVARICATA. Gene Ontology annotation, molecular function: DNA binding. The record is from RefSeq and is a predicted model, not a curated record. NCBI's taxonomy places the organism in Eukaryota, Viridiplantae, Streptophyta, Magnoliopsida, Brassicales, Brassicaceae.